This is a messenger RNA of Eriocheir sinensis (Chinese mitten crab), 10155 nucleotides long. RefSeq lists its product as uncharacterized. The transcript is spliced from 31 exons. Gene Ontology annotation, molecular function: adenylate cyclase inhibiting G protein-coupled glutamate receptor activity. Gene Ontology annotation, cellular component: membrane. The coding region runs from base 939 to 8423 and encodes 2494 amino acids. The record is from RefSeq and is a predicted model, not a curated record. Gene Ontology annotation, biological process: G protein-coupled receptor signaling pathway. NCBI's taxonomy places the organism in Eukaryota, Metazoa, Arthropoda, Malacostraca, Decapoda, Varunidae.
GGAAGGAAGAAGGGAAGGUGUGUGUUUGGGUGGGUCAUUUUCCGAGGGAGGGAGGAAGAGAGAGAUAUGGAGGAAACAAGGAAGGGGAGAGAGCCUAGUUAGGAAGGAAGGAAGGAAGAAGGGAAGGUGUGUGUAGUGGGAGGUGAUAUUUAAAAAUGUGGGUCCUGUCAGGCGGUUUAAUGGCAUGCUCAGAAAAGGAACGAAAUCUGACCUCUAGUGAUGUUCCCUUCCUCUCUUGUUGACAGUCUGGGAUUCGAACCUGGGCUCAUGGAUUCGAAGCUGUAGGAACUCGAACCACCACCACGGAAGCAGUAGUGAGAUGAUGGGGAUGGAAGGAGAAGGGGAGAGGGAAUAACGUGUGUGUGUGUGUGUGUGUGUAUUAUGAUUGUCUAUAGGCCUACAGUUUCUGGCGGGCUUUUGAUAUAGGCCUAUGCUUUACAAUGAUGGUGGAUUUAUUCAUAGUUAUUUUUUUUUACCUCACUGACAACUACACACACACAAAAAAAAAAACACCGGAAGCUAUCAUUAAGAAUCUAAGAACAGCAACAACAACAAAAAACGAAAAAAAGAAAAGAAAUAUGGAAGAUAAGAAAAUUAAUCGAGAUAAGAAGAAUAAAAUGUCAAAAAAAUCACAGAAAAAAAGUUAACCAUGUGAGUAUGUGUGUAUGUAUCUAUCUAUCUAUCUAUCUAUCCACUGGGCCCUAAGAGCAGGCGGGAACAGCUGACAACCGUGCGUGCGCGUGUCAGUAUGGCCGUGACCAUUGAGCGUGGAGGGUGCAUAUUCGCAGCGUGCGGGAGUAGCUGACUUGACUGGUGUGCCGCGCGCCUCUCCGUCCCUUGAUAACCCAAAGCUUCGUUCGUGAGUCCCCGUGCAGUGAUAUAAGGAGCGGCUUCGUGGCCAGGGAUGUGCCUUUAGUCUUCCAAGGGGACUCUCCGUCAUGGAUCAACUCCCGAUGUUGGUCACCAGACGGACAAGAAGACCCUCCUCCUCCUCCUCCUCCUCCCCCUCCUCCUCCUCUCUCUCCCCUCUCUUCCUCCUUCUCCUCUUCCAAGCAGCCUCCUCCGUGGGCCUCCAGAAAGACACUUGCGAAAUACGUCCCCGCCAUAUAACGCUCAACCCAGAUGCCCAAGCCUUCAUAGGCGUGGUGGUGGGCGCGUCACAGGCUGGUGCGGGUCUGUACGGAUGUGGACCAUGGCGCGGGGAGGGCGUGGCCGCCGUGCACGCGCUCAGCUGGGGCCUCGCGCGCGCCAACCUGGAUACUGGGGGACUGGGCACUCGGAUCGUCAGUGACUCCUUCGUGCCGGGCCUCAAGUUCGGUCUCCACAUCUAUGACUCUUGCGGACGGGAAUCAAGAGCCGCGGAGGGCGUUGGAGAGGUCUUCCCCGUCCUGCGCGAAGGCCCUUCCUCCCCCUCCUCCUCCUGCCCCUCCUCCAUCACCCCCUCCUCCGCCAACGACACUCUGAAGGCGGUGGGCGUAAUGGACCUCACGGGGGUGGCCUCCACGCACCACGGCCUGUCAGCUCUUCUGCGACAGUAUAAUGUUCCUGUGUUGCAUCUCCCGCCAGCAUCCCUCCUGCCGCCCCAUCAGAGAGGAGAGGCGUUGGUGUCCUUUCUGGGUCAUCUCGGCUGGGGGUCUGCUAGCCUGCUCACCGCCUCGGACCCAUACUCCCUCGCCGUGGCCAAGGUGGUGACGGAGGAGGCGGCGGCGAGGAACGUGUGUCUGAGCUCGGUGGUGAAGGUCCCGCCGGUCACGAAGGACGCCACGCCGACCGCUGCCACACCUGACGCAGCCGCCCAGGUUGAGUUGCAGUACCGUCAGCUAGUGCGGUCAGCGGUGGCCAGCGGGCGUGUGUCGGGGGUGGUGGUGGUGGCCAGCGGAGAGGUGCUGACCCAGGUUCUCCAUGCGGUGGUGGCGGAGAGCUCCAACACGCGUGGCCUGGUGUGGUUGCUCUCUGAUCUACCUGAGGAUGACCUGGACCUGGUGCGGCGCGUGGCCCGGCUGGUUCGCGCCGUGCAGGUGGUGGGCAGCACGCCACAGACCCUGCAGGACUUUGAGGACCACUGGAGGACACUGCAGGACAUCAAGAUAGAGGCUAACCCAGAGAAUGCUUGGGUGCUGAGUUACCUGCAGCAGGAGAAGGGGUGCAAGCUUGACCCUGAGGAGGAAGGUGCCGGCCCGCGGGAGGGUGCCGGUGAGGGUGCUGCCAAGCCUCCGCCCGUGUGCCACUCCCUCCGACUGAAGGAAGACGACCUGGAUGUGUUGGCGCGCACCCGGUCUGUCCUCGCACCCAUCCACGGCCUCUUCACCCUCCUCAACGCACUCAAGAACGCCUGGAGGCUCAAGUGUCGAAACAGGCGCGGCGUGUGUUCCAAGCUGCAGGAGAUGAGCCAUGCUGAGCUCCUCCUGGACUACCUUGGCCCCCUAAGGUUCCAGCACGAUGGGCCGGGCAGCCGCAGUGUGAAGGGGCUGACUGGUGGGAAGCUGCGGAGCGACACCACCGGCAGAUUGUCUGACUCAAUGCUGGGCCUCUAUGCCAUACUGCCGGAGCGCUGGAACGACACAGUAACGGUCAGGCAGGUGAUGACGUUUGACAACUCGUCGGUGGAGGUGUUGUCUCCAGCACUGCUCCCUCGUGUCAAUGUCUGCCCUCAAGGCACCUGUGAAGCCUGCCUCACCCUCCCCAACAACCUCAUGGAACAGGGCAACGUGACGGUCGUGUCGGAGGUGGAGCAGAACAUCUUCCAGCCCUCAGCGGACCAUGUUGUGGUGGCCGGCCUCUUCCCCAUCCACCACCCCUCCACAGAUGGUGCGGACUGCGGCCUGGAGGUGGAUGGAGCGACGCUGCAGGAGGUGGAGGCCUUCCUGUGGGCAGUGGACCAGAUCAACCAACACCCCAAGCUGCUGCCCCACACCACCCUCGGGGCUCUCGUCCUCGACACAUGCGGAUCGAGGAUCCGCACCAUGAACCAGGUCACCAGCCUAGUCAAGAGCUCCCUGCCGGGCGUCAACAUAAACAUCGACGACGUCCGAGCGUUCGUAACAUCCCUGGACCCGGAGACGGCGCGGGUGGCGGGUGAGAUGCUGGCCACCCUCAAUGUGACCUCUAUCAACAUGGGUCCCACGCAAGCACACUCCCCUUACUCCCUGCAGAUGAGUCCCCCGAUCAAUAUGGAAGCAGAAGCGAUGGUGCAGAUGCUGCGUUUCCUGGGCUGGGACUACGUGUCUUUGGUAGUGUCGGCGGCGGACACAGAGAGCGUGGCGGGUGCUGAGGCCUUCCGCACGGUGGCCCAGGCGUCACGGAUCUGCGUGGCGCUGCACCUCAAGAUGGCACCCCUGGACCCACUGGCGGCUGCUACUCUUGCUGACCAGAUAGUGGAGCAGCUGACAGAAAAGGCAGCGGGUGGAGCGAGAGGCACAGCGCUCUUCCUGACGCUAUCGGACACUCGGGUCUUGCUACGAGCGGUGCAGCGGGCGGUGGUGUCAAACCGACUGCUCCGACACCAGCUGGUCUUCCUCGCUCCCUCCACCUGGGGCAAUAAUAAGGAGUCGCUUCACGAGUUCGCUGGUGACCUCGGUGGCGUGCUGCUUCUGAGGGAUGGCCAGCGCGACGUGAGGGACUUCAUUGCCCACUACCGCCUCCUCACCCCAGAGAAGAACACCCGCAACCCGUGGUUCACCCAGUACUGGCGGCAGGAGUUUGGGUGUGUGGGUGACGAGUGCCGCGAGGAUGAGGCGUCGGCGCUGCCCGUGGUGCCGUACCUCUCCGUGCCAUCAACGCCGAGGGUGGUGCAGGCACUCUUCUCCUUCGGGGCGGCGCUCACCCAGCUCAUCGACCACCUCUGUCCGCAGCACCACGGAACACUCUGCCCCGGCCUGCCAAGGUGGCGGCAAAGAACAGUCCUCAACGAAUUCCUCCGCAACACUGAGGUCUCCCGCGUUGACAAGCCAUCCGAGUACUUCCAGUUCACUGAGAAUUUCCACGGCAACGCUCCCCUCGAGGUGCUGAGCCUGGUGCGCCGCCCACCCGCCCUCUCGCCCGCUCGCUCCCCGCCCAGCUACGAGUAUGAGAAGGUUGGUCGGUACGUCAACAGCCGCCUCACUCUCGGCAACGUGAUGAUGGAGUACCACAAUGGCUCGCAGACACGCAUGGACCAGCAACCGUCCUCCUGCCUCACCAGCUGCUCCACCUGCCACCACCAGGCCUCCGACUACCUCCUGCUGGACUCCCCCGACCACCUGUACCUGGCCGUAACCCUCAGCGUGCACCAGAAGGGGGAGAAGCCGCUGGAGUGUGGCACGCUGGAUGGGGACAAGGGCAUCCAGGGUGUUGAGUCGGUGUUGUGGGCGCUGGACCAACUCAACCGUGACCCCAAGGUGCUGCCGGGGGUGACGCUGGGAGCCAUCGUGCUGGACGUUCCCUCAGUAGACAACAUCCUGGGCCUGGUGGCGGGGGGCGAGGGGGAGGAGGUGCGGCAGGUGGUGGACGUGACGCAGCCGUACGCCGUCACCACCAUCGCCACGCAGGCCACCGCCACCACCUACGCCAACACCCGCCACUUCCCCACCCUCCUGCGCCUUGCCCCGCCCAACAGUGUGGUGGGCCGUGCCAUUGCCUCCCUGCUGCUGUUCUACCGGUGGGAGGUGUUCAGCGUGGUGUACUCCGAGAGCAUCACCCAGACGGACAUACAGAAGCAUCUCAUCAAGGAGACCGAGAUGCACGGACUGAAACCCAUCCUGCGGGAGGCCAUUCCUCUCAAGGUUGAGGAGGGAGAGCACAUGCUAGGAGUGUGGCGGCGGCUGGCGGAGGCGGCUGUGGCGGGGGCGCGGGUGGUGGUGGCACUGCUUGAGCCCCACCACGCAACUCCCUUCCUGCAGACAGCCGCCGCCCUGCGCAGCCGAGGCCUCCUGCAGCAGGGCGACCUCGUGUUCAUCAUGGCACAGUCACCUUGGCCAUUCAUCAAGCACGAGAGUGAGGCGCUGGGCAUGAUGGUGGUGCAGCCCAUUAGUGGUCCGGUCCCUGCCUUCCACACCUACUUCAAGGGACUCUCACUGGCCAACCACACGGCCUAUCCCUGGUUCCACGAGUUCUGGGCUCAGACCUUCCAGUGCCAGGGCGCCGGAUGCUUCACAGGGGCAGCGCAGACCCUCAACAACUACCGGCUGCAGCAAGCGGAUAGUGUUGUCAAUACUGCCAGCGCCGUCACCCUCCUCGGACAUGCCCUGGAGAGGUGGCGAAGGGAAGCCUGCCCAGGCCAGGCGACUGGCGUGUGUCCAGAACUGACAUCAGAUGCACAGUUCCGAGACAAGCUCUUCAUGUACACACGCUCGUUGACCAACCCCGGGGCUGACGGCCGACCAAUUACCUUCAACGUGGAGGGACACAAUGGCCUCGCUGCUCUCCAGGUGCUCAACUUCCGGCGUAUGGAGGACCGAGGGAGCUCUGGACUGGUGCGUGUGGGCAUGUUCAGCGAGGGCGAGGGGCUGGUGCUCAACAGUACCCUCGUGGUGACCUACGACGGCGAGGGCGGUGAGAAGCUGAUGGCUGAUGUGCGGUCACAGUGCCUGGAUGUGGAGGUGUGUGGAGGCUCUGGUGGUGCCCCCACGGCCCGGCCAGCCAAGAGGAAUAGUCAGUACCUGCAGCUGUUCCCACACCAGAGGUUCGGCAUCAGUGGCCUCGUGCCGUACCACCAGCAGGGCCAAACGUUCUUCUCCUGUGGGCCAUUUGCCGGUGAACGUAUCUUCCAGAAUGUGGCGGCUGUGGCAUAUGCACUCACCCGCAUCAACACCAAUGACGCUGGCGUGGGUCUGGGUGCCGUAUUCUUUGACUACUGCGACCGCACAGAGCGGGCGAGGGAGCGAGUGUUCAACUUCUUCUCGGGCGAGGCUCAGGAGGGAGACUCUGGCCUGCUGUUGGGCCCUGGCCGCAUUGUGGCCUCCGUGUCCCUGGAUGAUGACGCUGCUGAGGCCGUGUCCAAUAUUCUGGCGGCCAACCACAUCCCGCACUUCAGCUCCCCGGUCGGGGGGAUCCGCUUGGCCGACCGCACUGACCACAGCAUCCUGACCAGCGUGCCGUCCCGCACAGCUGAGCUGCGUGCACUGCUGGCAGCAGCGAAGAGCUUCGGCUGGACCUUCCUGAGCGUGGUGUACGACAACGAUGCCGAUGGCCGGUUCCUGAUGGAGACCUUCCGGGGCCUGGCUGGGGCCGAGGACGUGUGCAUUGGGGACUCCCUGGGCGUGCCACAGCGCGUGUCGGAGGAGUACGCACGGCAGGUGGUGGAGACACUGGCAGCCGCCUGGAAACCCCGCGUGGUGGUGCUGCUGAUGGACGCGGCCGACAACAUCCGCACGCUGCUGCAGAUGGCUGAGCGACUGGGCCACGCGGAGCAUUUCACCUUCUUGGCGGGGCCGGCCUGGGGCAACAAGCCGGGGGUCAGCGGCGGCCUGGACAGGGUGUCGGCCGGGGCCAUCACCCUCACCACCGAGACCUACGACUUGCCGGACUUCCGCGCCUUCGUGGCCAACCUGACUCUGGAGCACCACUCGCCGCUGCCUGACGAGUGGUUCGAAGAGUAUUUCCAGCACAAGUUUGAGUGCCGGCUGUCCGCCAGCAGCCGGGUGCAGCGGCAGUUUGUGCGUGAGUGUCUGGGCACGGAGAACACUCACGCUGACGAGCUGGUGCAGGACCCGUUUGUCUUCCACACGGUGCUGGCCAUCAACGCCGUGGCCCACGGCCUGGACGCCUACCUCACGCGGCACUGUGCUGACGCCACCACCAUCGAGGAGUGCGAGGUGGUGCAAGCAGAGCUGUUACUGGAGGUGCAGCGCCAGAGCCGCCUCACCCUCAAUAACACUGCCGGCCACGGUGGGGCUGACGCCUACGGCUACCACCUCUGGAACUACCGGCGGCUGGGGGCUGACUAUGGCUAUGUCAGCGCCGGUGGCUGGCAGAACGGGGUGCUGCGCAUGGACAAGCCAGGCCUGGAGUUUAAGAUUGGUGGCUACCCACCAGACUCCCGCUGCCUGGCUGGGGCGUGCCUGGAGGUGUGUGCAUCCCAGUCAGCCGUGUAUGCCGCCAUGGCCCUGCCCAAGCCCCUGCCUAUCGACAGCAACUUCCACACUGUGUACGGCAUCACCACAGCCGUGUUGAGCCUGCUGGGUGUGGUGGCCUGCCUGGCCUGCCUCAUCUACCUCAUGGCCACCUUCCCCCCUGCAGCUGGGGCACCAGUGCUGGGCUGCCUGGCGCUGGCCGGCUGCCUCAUGGUCUACGCCGCCAACUUUGCCUUCAUCUUCCAGGCCACGGAGGGCACCUGUGCUGUGCGGCGGCUGCUGCCCGGUGUGGCCUAUGCCCUUGUCUACGCCGCCCUUCUGGUCAAGGCGCUGCAUGCCUGCCGCCUGGCCGCUGCCGCCGCCCGGGACAAUGCCAGUGGCAACAGUGGUGACAGCAGCGCCAAGAGUCCCUUGCUGGCGCGGGUGUGUGGCCAGCUAGUGGUGACGGCAGCCCUGGUGGUGGUGCAGGUGGUGCUGGCCGUCGCCUGGCUCACCCUCUACCCCCCUGAGGUGGACCUGGCCGGGAACAGCUGGCAGUGUGCGCCCACAGAGGACUUUGAGACUGAACUGGUCACCUCGCUGGCUUACGUGAUGGUGUUGCUGGCAGCCACAGCAGCGCUGUGCCUGGAGGCCUGGCACUCAGGGGCCGCCUCAGGGGAGACACGCUGGGUGCUGGCGGCCUCGCUGUGCUCCAUUGUCAGCUGGUGUGUCUGGACGGUGGCCGCCACACAGGCCCCGCGCCACCUCAGGGACCCGGCCAUAGUCAUUGGCAACCUGGUGUCAGCUUCAGUGGUGCUGGUGAUCCUCAUGGCCCGCACCGUCACCCUCUACACGCAAUUCAACCAGGACGUAAAGGAACUUGAGAUGCGGUCACACUACACAGCAGCAACCUCGCUGUGCAACGCUUCGCUCAGUGCCCACAAGGUGCCCCCCGAUGGCACACCCCCUCACCUGCCGCCCGGCCUGGACCUCUCCACCCCUGGCAUGCCCACGAGACAGUUUGUAGGCGACCAGGAGGUGAGCUUCCGGACAGUCACCCUUCCCCCAGAGGCCCCCCAGAGCCGGCUGUCCUCCCACUCCCACCCCCACACCCUCACCCACUCUGCCACCCCCUCCCGCCGCUCCCUCCGCCUCUCCCUCUCUGAUGACCUCCCCGACGACCUCAUAUUUGAUGCCUUUGAGUCGUCCGAGGAGGAGGAGUUCCCAAUCGACGCCCAGCACCCCAGCGACCAGGAGGAGGGGUCGUCGGGGGAGAGGGGGGAGAAGGAUGGUCAGAGUCAAGGUCGCAUGCCCCCCAUACGAAGGGUUGGGUCAAGGCAGAUGCUGGUGUUCCUCACUGAUGGCAAUACUAUAGGAGACGUCUCAAGGAUAUAGACCUGUGUUGCGUCGCGCUGUUCUGUGCUGUGCUUCUUCUCCUUCUUCUAAGAUUUAUCCCCUUAGAAGGGGAAACGGGCCUUUGUCAUGGGGACGGCCCGUCGCAGGGACGGCAGGCUGAACCCGCCGGCUGGCGUGCCAGGCGGGAAAAUGGGCGCACAUGGCAGCCCGUAGCAGAGCCGAGCGAGCAACUCAACAGUCUAUAGGUGGCCCAGAGGCCAGGAGAGUAGCUCGCUCGACGAGUGCUGGCGUUCCACUGUGUGCUUAUGCUGUGGCCAACCCCUCUACUAUGCUACGAUAGGUAUUUGUCUCACCCUUUAGCUCUCGAAGUUUGUAUAUAUUUCAUCAUUUAAUUAAAGGCUUCCUGGUGAGACAGAUGAUGGGAAGUAUAGCAUUUGUACUGAAUUAAAGAAAAUGCCAUAUAGUAUACUCAUGUAAAAGUUGAAUUAUUUUUUUAUUUCUACUUUUUUUACAAAUUCUGUAUGGUGAGGAGUGACGUCAACGUGCGCACAAUUGACUUUUAUGCAAAUAUAUCUGAGGCCAUGUGCAGGUAUAGUGUAUGUGCCCAUUAUAGAUAGAUAGAUAUACAGUUCUUGUGUGUACAUAAGCCUUUGUAUGUAUCUUGUAGUUAUAGUUUGUUAUGUGUGUGCUUGUGCAGCCUUCUUCACUGUUUUCUGUAUUACGACUUUGUAAAUAUUAAUAAUUCUUUUCUAAAUCAUAUAGGUAGUUGACCCUCAUCCAAUAUUCAUGCUCAGUUGAAGAGAUAGUAUCAUGCCCAUGCCACAGAACUAUCAUUAUCCAGGGGAUGUGGAGAGAGCAAUGUACUUUAUAUGUCCUCACCUGCCAGGCCUCUCCUAACCAAAUUAUCAGAGGGCCAAAAAUAUAAUAGAGAGGCCCAGUUAACAGACACACCAACACUUGCUAUAUAUAAACAUUUUAUGUAUAUAUCAAUGAGAAGCUUAUAUUUGCUGGGAAGGUUAAGGAAAGGUUACCAGGGAGAAGCCACUGUGACCUCAUUUUUCAGUCAAGAUAUUUGCAUUUUCAUAUGAAUUUACUUAGUGCAAAACCACAAAGGCAUGAAGUUUGAGUUACACAGCCAAGAGUGUUGAUGGCCACUACCAUAUGCCAUCCAUAUAUAGAUGCCAUCAAUUAUAAUUAUAGAUGUCAUCCAUUACAGAAGUUGCGAGAAGUAAACUUUGAGCACAAGUCUACGGCUGUGAGUGAGUGCCUUGUAUGUGCCUUGCUUGCCCCCUUGUGCUAUAUAUUCUGUACAGUAUUAUGGUUAUAUGCAUAGGGUAUUGGGAUGGGGCAACACUCACAGAUUUUGUACCUUGCUGGGGAUCUCAGGAACGUGUCCCUGUAAAAAUUGACAGAUAGCUUUGUGUUGUAAUAUUAAUGCAAACUUUCCCAUGGAGUCAGAUGUCUUCGAAAAGAUUUGCAUUGUCCAGCGAUAUAUAGACAAAAAUUAAGAUAUAGUUGUGUGUGUUGGUAUUGUUAGUUGUGAAAGUCUUGAGGGAACUUGAACGUGAUAAAGACUGUACUAUACUUUGCCUUCCCAUCAGUGUGGCUUGAAGAUGUAAAAAAAUAUAUGCCCCAAGACAGAGGCCAUGCUAUAUUUAAAUUAUGAUUGUGUACAUAGACUAAAAAGAUUGCUGUACAUUAUUGGCAUUGAAACUACUGUGUAUGUUGUGUGCAGCUGAUGUAAAUGUGAUAUAUAAAGAUGUAUGAAGAG